Messenger RNA from Capsella rubella, 1254 nucleotides. Its product is annotated as putative F-box/LRR-repeat protein At3g18150. Bases 1 to 1254 code for a protein of 417 amino acids. The record is from RefSeq and is a predicted model, not a curated record. The transcript is spliced from 5 exons. Gene Ontology annotation, molecular function: protein binding. NCBI's taxonomy places the organism in Eukaryota, Viridiplantae, Streptophyta, Magnoliopsida, Brassicales, Brassicaceae.
AUGGACUUAAUCAGCUCUCUACCUGAUGCGAUACUCCAAGAUAUCCUUUUCUUAGUUCCGACGAAACUCGCUAUCAGUACUUCUGUCUUGUCAAAACGAUGGAGGCACGUGUGGUCCGAUACACCUGGUCUCUCCUUGGAUGAUAAGAAACUGCAUGCUGAUGGGAUAAACGAAACCCUAACUCACUACACAGCUCCCAAGAUGAUCAAGUUUCAUCUGAAAUUCCUCAAGAGAAACACUUUUCCCGACAUGGACAGGUGGUUCGAGUUCGCCAUGUCACGAAACGUGGAGAAUCUAUCCGUCUGUGUCGGUAAUACUCGUGGUUAUAAGUUGCCUGAUUCAUUCUACAUCAGUUCAUCUAUAAAGGAACUCAUCCUUAAGUUACCAUAUUCUUAUAUGACUCCCAAAUCCUCCGUAUCUUGGACAUCCCUAAAGAAGUUGUCCUUGCGUGACUGUUUCCUCUACCAAGAAUCCUUUGAUAAGAUUCUAUCUGGUUGUCCGAUUCUCGAAAGCUUGACACAGAUUGUGGCACCACAUAUCCAUUGUCUCACAUUGCGAAAUUUUCAGUCACCAUUAAUUACUUUAGUUGAUGUCUCGUCUUUAACUGAAGCUAUAGUGGAGACUGGAGUACAAGACAGCCCCAUAAUGUAUGUAUUAACUCAUUACAUAGUGCCUGAAAUGUUAAAGAAGUUGGAGAAUGCAGAGAAGCUUACCUUUGGGGGAAACUUUCUUCUGAUUUUAUCUCUUGCGGAGGUUUCUGGUGUAACUUUUCCGAUGUUCAAGAUAAAAGCUUUGACUCUUGAGACAGAGAUAUAUCAGUAUGUGAUUCCUGGUAUACAAAGACUUUUACAAAACUCACCUGUUUUAAAGAUGUUGACAGUUCAUGCAAGAGAUGAGUACCACCAUAUCAUAUCGGGUGUUUCUCUUGACGACUACUUGCGCUGGGAACGCAUGAAACCGGAUCAAUGUUGGAGAUCAAAUGAUGGAGUCUUUUGGAAUAGAUACCCUUUCGAUUUAGAGUCAGAUCACGUGGCUUCAUUUGUGAAACUUGUGCUUAAAAACACAAAGACAUUGGACAAGAUGGUUGUACUGUUAAACGAACGUUGCCAUAGCUUUAACUUUGAAGAGUUGGUGCAAACACUUUCUCACAACAAUGAUGUCUCCAUUGUACUCUCAACCACGCCGUACACCGUGUACGUAUCGUCCCAAAUGCUACUCGAACCGGCAACUUCUAAGGUUAUGCCAGGAUGGUGA